Messenger RNA from Phaeoacremonium minimum UCRPA7, 1395 nucleotides. RefSeq names its product putative ap-1 complex subunit mu-1 protein. NCBI's taxonomy places the organism in Eukaryota, Fungi, Ascomycota, Sordariomycetes, Togniniales, Togniniaceae. The transcript has 5 exons. Gene Ontology annotation, molecular function: clathrin-cargo adaptor activity. Bases 1 to 1395 code for a protein of 464 amino acids. Gene Ontology annotation, cellular component: clathrin-coated vesicle; clathrin adaptor complex. The record is from RefSeq and is a predicted model, not a curated record. Gene Ontology annotation, biological process: intracellular protein transport; vesicle-mediated transport.
AUGGCUUCUGCACUCUUCUUCCUUGAUUUGAAGGGCAAGACCCUCCUAGCCCGAAACUACAGGGGAGAUAUCCCAAUGUCAGCCGUCGAGAAAUUCCCCGUCCUCCUCAGCGAAGCCGAAGAAGAGUCUUCCGCAGUGCCCCCAUGCUUCUCGCAUGAAGGAAUCAACUACCUCUACAUCCGACAUAACAACCUUUACCUACUCGCCCUAACGAAGCGCAAUACAAAUGCUGCCGAGAUUCUACUAUUCCUUCACAAGGUUGUCGAAGUGUUCACCGAAUACUUCAAAGCAUUAGAGGAGGAAUCGAUCCGCGACAACUUCGUCAUCAUCUACGAGUUGCUCGAUGAGAUGAUGGACUUUGGCUAUCCCCAAACCACCGAAUCCAAGAUCCUACAAGAAUACAUCACACAAGAGUCGCACAAGAUGGAGAUCCAGGCAAGACCGCCCAUUGCCGUCACUAACGCAGUUUCCUGGCGUUCGGAAGGCAUACGGUAUCGCAAGAACGAAGUGUUCCUGGACGUUGUCGAAUCGCUCAACUUGCUCGUAUCCGCGAACGGCAACGUGCUGCGAUCUGAGAUUCUUGGCGCAAUCAAGAUGAAGUGCUAUCUGUCCGGUAUGCCCGAGCUGCGGCUCGGCCUCAACGACAAGGUCAUGUUCGAGACGACUGGCCGCACAACACGCGGCAAGGCCAUCGAGAUGGAGGAUGUCAAAUUCCACCAGUGUGUGCGUCUAUCGCGGUUCGAGAACGAUAGAACCAUCUCCUUCAUCCCCCCCGACGGCGAGUUCGAGUUGAUGUCCUAUCGCCUCAACACGCAAGUGAAACCGUUGAUCUGGGUCGAAUGCGUAGUGGAGUCGCAUAGCGGGAGCCGUGUCGAGUACAUGCUGAAGGCCAGAGCCCAGUUCAAGAGGCGCAGCACGGCCAACAACGUCGAGAUCAUCGUGCCUGUGCCGGAUGAUGCGGAUACUCCGAGGUUCAGGACGAACAUCGGCAGUGUGCACUAUGCCCCUGAGCAGAGCGCCAUUGUCUGGAAGAUCAAGCAGUUUGGCGGCAACAAGGAAUUUUUGAUGAGGGCAGAACUAGGACUACCGAGUGUAAGGGGUGAUGAUGAGCAUGGCGGCGGUAUGACGGGCGGCUUUGGUGGCAGUAUGGGCGGUGUGGGUGCACCCGGCAAAGGAGCCAAGCGACCGAUCCAGGUCAAAUUCGAGAUUCCGUACUUUACUACGAGUGGAAUUCAGGUGCGAUACUUGAAAAUCACAGAACCAAAGUUGCAAUACCCUUCUCUACCGUGGGUUCGAUAUAUCACACAGUCGGGAGAUAUUGCUGUAAGAUUGCCGGAUGCGGUGAUGAUGCGCCAUUUACGACGAUGGGCACACGCCGAACUGGAUCCUCAGUAA